GAAACACGGAACAGACUGGGCGUUCAUUAUUAGAUCACACAUCCUUACCUUCCACCCUGUCAAUAUAAUAGCGUAGUAUUCGCUUUUAAACAAUUUGGUGUUGAUGUGAACGUGCACAGAUCGGAUCAACACAGUUAUUAUUAUUGUAGUAUUGUUUGUAUUGAAAACCCCGAACCUAAUUUCAAUACAGUGCGACUAAUGUUGUCUCUCUUUUCAGACACACCCAGCCAUUAGUUGUGUUAUUUGUGUAAAAGUGCGUUAAUAACGUGUAUUAAUAUACUUAAAUAAGGGGACGAAAUUUGCCAUGACAGCGGCAGGGCGAGCCAGGCCAGCAAGCAAGCAACACAGAAGGAGGAAGCUGGUAAAUCCAAACCUGAGCCGAACAUGUCAGCCAGUAAACAGCCAGCUGAGAGUCGCUGGGAGCUUGUGCGAUGGUAUGUGAAGGAAGGCAGGUUUAAGAUAGAAGAGAGAACCCUGACCGCGUUCCAGUGGCUGUACUCUCCCUAUCAGCACCGCAUCGUCAACAGAGCAGAGCUGCAGUCUCCUCACAGGAUUGACAAAUCAACCAUCGCUGCCCUCAAAGCCAGGAAGCAGGAGAUGCUAAACCUCUCCGAUGCACCUCUAAGUGACCGGCCACCCUCCCCUCCCCGCACUGCACCCCCCAACAUGAAGUCGGCAGAGUUCUUCGAUAUGCUGGAAAGGAUGCAGGUCCCAAAAGCAGAAGAGCAGAAAAGUGGGACCCAGAGAAACAAGGAUGAUUACAUUCCCUAUCCACGAAUUGAAGAGAUCCUGGAGAAGGGGGGUCCGUACUCGCUGGUGAUCCUGCCCCAGUUUGGGGGGUACUGGAUCGAGGAUCCUGAGAGCGUGGGCACCCCCUCCUCGGCAGACAGCAGCUUCUAUGAGGAAGAGGACGGGGGCUUGAGCCCUGGCACCUUCGGGUACAAACUGGAGUGCAAUGGCACCGCGCGUGCCUACCGGAAACACUUCCUGGGCAAGGAGCAUAUGAAUUUUUACUGCAGUGGCAGCAGCCUGGGAAACCUCAUUCUCUCCCUGAAGUAUGAGGAAGUGGAAAACCAGGAAUACCUCCGAAUAAUACUCAGGUCCAAAGUCAAAACCUUACACGACAGAAUCUCCCUGGCUGGACUCUGCAAGCUUCCCAGCAUCCCGCAGAUAGCCAAGGCUCUCUGUGAUGAUGUGACUGGUUUGAAGUUCAAUCCUGUGCUCUACCCAAGGGCGUCCCAGCUGAUAGUAACUUACGAUGAGCAUGAAGUCAACAACACCUUCAAGUUCGGCGUGGUCUAUCAGAAAUCCGGACAGAUCUCCGAGGAGCAGCUCUUUGGAAAUAAUGAAGAAAGCCCUGCUUUUGAAGAAUUCCUAAACUUACUUGGGGACAAGAUCCAGCUGCAGGAUUUUAAAGGUUUCCGAGGAGGUCUUGACGUGACCCACGGCCAGACUGGUGCAGAGUCCGUCUACACUGUGUUCAAAGACCGAGAGAUCAUGUUCCACGUCUCCACCAAGCUGCCCUACACUGAGGGAGACACGCAGCAGCUGCAGAGGAAGAGGCACAUUGGGAAUGACAUUGUAGCCGCGGUGUUUCAGGAAGAGAACACACCUUUCGUGCCGGACAUGAUCGCGUCGAACUUCCUGCACGCCUACAUCGUCGUGCAAGUCGAGGACCCCUGCACGGACCACACCUCCUACAAGGUGUCAGUAACCGCGAGAGAGGAUGUCCCUCCCUUUGGUCCGUCCCUGCCAAACCCGGCCGUCUUUAAGAAGGGUCCGGAGUUCAGAGAGUUCCUGCUUACGAAGCUGAUCAACGCAGAGAAUGCCUGCUACAAGUCCGACAAGUUUGCGAAGCUGGAGGGUCGGACGCGGGCAGCGCUGAUUGAUAACCUCCACGACGAGAUCCACUCGCAGACGAUGGCCAUGCUGGGGCUGGGCUCCGACGAGGAUAAGCUGGAGAACGGCAGCCACCACGGCUUCCUCGAGUCCUUCAAGAGGGCGAUCCGCGUGCGCAGCCACUCCAUGGAGACGAUGGUGGGCACCCACAAGAAGCACCACAGCGGGGGGGUGCCGGGCAGCCUGAGCGGGGUGAUCUCCCAGAACAGCAGCGAGUGCACCAAGAGCACCUUCUCGCCUCCGGUGCUGUCUGCAAAGAGCCCUCUGAAGAGUCCAGGGAAGAGGCGAUCUGGGCUGUUCCCCCGCUUGCAUGCCAGCACUGAGAGCCAGGGAGACAGCCGGACUCGAUGUGACAGCCUCUCGAGUGCUCAGAAGACCCCAGACAGCGGCCACGUGUCACAGGAUGUGAAGUCAGAGACCUCCUCCAAUCCCAGCUCUCCUGAAAUCUGCACCAAUAAAGAGAGGUCCUACAUCAAGCUGAAGGACAGCAGCCGCUCCAACAUCUCCCGCUCCUCCUCCAGCACUAGCAGCAGCAGCAUGGCCGGGGAGAGCGAGGCUCUGGAGGAGAACGAGAGUGCGAGCAGCCAGCCCUCCACAGCCUCCCCGUUCCGUGGCGAUGCGUUUCUGUACAGCCCGUCGCUGAGCUGCGAUUCCCAGAGCUCCGCCCCUCCCGUCAUCAUGUGCCGCAGCCCCACAGACGUGAAGAGCAAGACGUCUCCAAGAUCCAACUUGAAAUUCAGGUUCGAUAAACUGAGCCACUCCAGUACAGGACACUAGCAGAGGCUGGGAGGAGGGAAUUCAGAGGGGACCCAGAUUAACCAAGAAAGGAGGGGUAUGGAUUUGAUUGCAGAAGAUGCAAGUGGAACCUGACUUUGCUGUUUGAGUGAUGUAUUACUGCCAGCCCCAACCCCUGCUCUAACCUGCAAGGUGGUAUUCUACCACUGUAAAGCAGAGACAGAUACAAGCGUUUGACCUGGAGCCUGGUCUUCUAAAGAGCCUGGGACACAUUCACAACAAAAGCACCUCAAGACACAGGAUCCUACUUGAGACAACACCACAGAGCAGCACUCCUAUCCAGCCAUGUACUGCAGGUUUACCAGGCACCCUCAGACGUAUGCAGCCCUGCGUUGUGCAUCCACAUCAUACAAUAAACAGCAGGGGAAAGUAUGCUAGAAGAAAAUCUGCAGCCGUCACAUAUCAGAUUAUCAGCACCUCCUGAGAGCCUUGUUCUGGUUUUAACUGUGCUGUCCUCACUCUCAUUAGAAUUGGGGUGCAGAUGUCACACUAGGGCACUGUGCUGUGUAUGUGCAAUGCUGCAUUCAAGAGACCACUUUCCUUUGGGGGGGCUGCAUUAAAUGCAAUGGGGUUGUAUAGCAUUAAGAAUACCUCCGUUAAAUAUCACACUGUAUUGCUGUAUAGAGCACACACUUAGGCGACAGACGCACUGCCACCUAAAGCAUACAAUGAACUCACAUGAACUCUAUAUAGAGGCUUGCCUUUAGAGGUCCGUUUCAUUUCUAGUGCUGCUGUCCUUAUAUAGCUGCUUUUAGUAACCGUGCUCACACAGCGUAAAACAGCAGGAAUCUUUCAUACAGCAGCACCAUCAUUAAAAGGGUUGUAUUGAAAGUGUAGAAGAGAAACACUGGACUGUUUUUUGUUCAGAAAGCCCCAUUGAUUUCUAGUGAUCUAAUUGCAUUACUUAUGCAAGAAAAUACAUAAUAUCUCCACAAAUACUCCUAAAUUAAUAAGAGGAUACAACUAUAUAAUAAUAUUAAAGCUAUCUGAAGUCGCUAUCACUGCGCCGGUCAUUUCUGACUGCCACUAACACUUCAAAUUAUUGCUCAUAAGCACACAUCGCUGAAGUGAGCUUUACCUCCAUGACUGUGAACUUCCUGUUUCUCUUGAACAGCUGGUGUACUUGCUAGCCAUACUGAAGCCCCCUUCACAUCACGAUGACUGGGUGAGGGGUUAAAAGUGGUCCUAAAGUGAACGCAAGGCUUGUGACUUACUUUUGAAACGCUGGCAUGUACACCUGGAUGUAAGACUUGGUAUUGAUAAAGAUUAGGCUCACCGUGAUGUAGUGUAAUAAAUACUGUACUGGUAUGUUAUCACAGCGCACACUGGACACACAGACACAGCAGAUUUCAGUAAUAAUAGACGAUUCGAGGGGUUUAAGAGAGUGCCUCUGAAACAGGGCUCCUGGUCUGUGGUUUCCGAAGCGAUCCACAGCAGAAAUGAUGUAAAUACUAGAUUUAAUUUAUUGCGAUUUCAGCACAUUGCCUUUUGUUGUUCGUCGUGUAUAAAAAGAGAUAAGUAUAUAAUUAAUAAAUAAAUAAAUAGAUUUGAAAAGAUUUAAAUGAGAGGAUUACGUCUAUGUAUAGCUGGUUUUAUGUAAUGUGUCCAUGCAGAAUUUGCUAUAAAAUAAUAAAAAUGUUGUAUUUUGUGUCAAA
Acipenser ruthenus (sterlet) is the source of this 4349-nucleotide messenger RNA. Its product is annotated as rap1 GTPase-activating protein 2-like. Bases 385 to 2676 code for a protein of 763 amino acids. Gene Ontology annotation, molecular function: GTPase activator activity. Gene Ontology annotation, biological process: regulation of small GTPase mediated signal transduction; activation of GTPase activity. The record is from RefSeq and is a predicted model, not a curated record. The transcript is spliced from 27 exons. Lineage: Eukaryota; Metazoa; Chordata; Actinopteri; Acipenseriformes; Acipenseridae. Gene Ontology annotation, cellular component: cytoplasm; plasma membrane.